This is a messenger RNA of Eublepharis macularius, 1058 nucleotides long. Its product is annotated as testis-expressed protein 101-like. The record is from RefSeq and is a predicted model, not a curated record. Gene Ontology annotation, molecular function: phospholipase inhibitor activity. Gene Ontology annotation, cellular component: extracellular region. NCBI's taxonomy places the organism in Eukaryota, Metazoa, Chordata, Lepidosauria, Squamata, Eublepharidae. Bases 287 to 712 code for a protein of 141 amino acids. The transcript has 4 exons.
UCCAAAAAGACGCAACAUCGCACCCUCUGACUUGAUGCAGGGCAGAAGAUAAAGGAUUGCUCUGAUGCCAUUGCCAAAGAAGUGGUUGUUUUCAUCUCAAAACUUGUCCCUUCUCUUCACCUCCACCCACUAUAUUAGUUAGCAGGAGGGACUGUUGCUUUCAAGAUUUCGAACGCAGCCCUGAUUCCUACCCUCAGGAAACAACUGGGUUUCAACAGUUGCCAUCUGCCUUCUUGCUACAGAAUUUUGCAUUUAAUUAAAACGAAACAGAAAAUAAGGAGAGAGCAUGAGUAAGGCGGGUUUUUCUGCGUUUGCUUUCACACUGUCCACUUUCACCACCAUGCAGACUCUCCUGGGAUUGAUCGUGCUCUCUGUGCUUCUAACUCCAGGCAGUUCUUUGCACUGUGCCACUUGCACAGCGAUCGGGAACAACUGUACCGGCACUAUUGAGAAGUGUAAGCACGGCGAAGAUGCUUGCGUUUCUGUCUGGAUGGAAAUCACCACGCAAGGGAUAACCCUCGAUACCAUUGUAAAGAGAUGCACUAUAAAGUCUGCCUGUGCUGAUUUAAAAUCGGGAAUAGAAAGUGCCAUUCAGCAAUUUGCAGACACCAAGGCUGUUGUUAAGGAAGUCGAGUGCAGCAAAGCCCCGUCAUCCUCGGGAUCUCUCCUCUUGGCUCUUUUUGGCUGGCUGCUUCUGAAGAUGCUCUCCUAAUGUGCAGCGAUGCGCCUCUGGGGGAAAAAAAUGCUUCCUCCUAGGUACUAUGCAGCCUUCUCGUGAUCCCGUCGCCCGUCUCUUAAGAGGGGUUUGCCACUUUCUUUUUACCCCCCCAAGCUUUAAUUGGAGUUUAUCAAUACAGUAUGCUACACAGCAAAAACUCCGCUUCAACACGUGCUGCAGAACUGCAAGAUGAAAACAACAAUCUGAAAUUCAAUGCUGUUGGUGUGAAGCAGCCAUGAAGAAAAAAAUCAAGAAAGGAAUGUAGCAAAGCCGUGAACAUAAAUGUUAAUGUUAUCUUUGUUUUCAAGUCAAUAAACAUUCUGCAAAAUUUUACUACUUA